Melampsora larici-populina 98AG31 is the source of this 228-nucleotide messenger RNA. RefSeq lists its product as uncharacterized. Lineage: Eukaryota; Fungi; Basidiomycota; Pucciniomycetes; Pucciniales; Melampsoraceae. Bases 1 to 228 code for a protein of 75 amino acids. The record is from RefSeq and is a predicted model, not a curated record. The transcript is spliced from 3 exons.
AUGGUACCUGUUUUAGCCAUUGGAACCCAAAAUCCAAUUAAUAUCAACAAGCUCGAGUUUUUCAACAUCAAAUUUGGUAAGAGGACGAGAACGAACCCCUUAAACAGGUCUUUGGACUUUCGAUUAGGUUACAGAAAACGGAUCAAAGACCUAACAUCCAUGACUGAACGAUAUACAAUUAUGAAAAAGAAUACUCGAGAUGAAGAUGAAUGCAUCAUGUUUUGGUAA